UGCCAAAGGAGACGGACGCGUUUGCGUGCACGACUCUCCUUUUUAUUUUGUUUUCCGUUUCCCUUUUCCCAUUUCUUUUGUAUAGACAUUGACAAACAGCAAAGCUAUACAAAAAAAUAAAGAUUCUUCUCCUAUACUUUUUAAUUGUCUCUAUAGUUUUAGCCAAUCGAAACGAAUUUCAAUGGCGUUUGUGGUUAUUGUUCGAUCCGGAUAACAACUGUGCGGUUAUAUAUUCUUCCAUCAAAAACUUGUUGUUGACACAUCAUCCAACGAAACAAAAUCAAUCGUCAUAUCCUCUGCUGCUACUGUGCCGGUUGGUUUCUCGGUAUUAUCCAUUUGUGCAGCUCCUAGUUUGCGCUCCUUCAAAUGAUUGGUGAUUGGUGCUUCUGUUGUGCUCCGUCGUGCCGCCAUUAAACAAUUUCUACACACGAGAAUAUAUAUCCUACAUAUACAAGAGCAAAAGAUAUAUACGAUCUUCAUCGUAUCCUCCCCACCACAAACGUGCCGGGUUUGUUGUGUGUUUGUUUGUGCUGAUGUGUGCCAGUGUCUAGUGUGUUUCAAUCAGGAGCUGCUGCCGAAAACGCCGUCGUCAGGAGCUCAGUGCGGGAUUAUAAUAAACAGAAACCCGACGCGCGCCCCUAUAUCGACGAGUUUCCGACAGGAGUUUUUUGAUCUGAUUUGUAUAUACAUAUACAAGAAUAAAGGAAGAAAUCCUCCCCGUCACUAAUAACACACACGAACAUUUCGGUUCGAAGAGAGAGUGGGGGAAGAGCGUUGGGAUAGAUUCCGGGAAUUGAUCCUGCCAUGACAGAGAAGCGCUGUUGGUUAGGAGAAACAGCAGCGGCAGCUGACAACGGACAGCAGCAGCAACUCACCCCGGACAAGAAGAGAAAGCAGGAGCCAACAAGAGGAUCGCCCUGCUGCCGGACCAAGGAGACAAUCACAGAAGGAGCAUCGGGACGAGAAGAACCAGCAGCAGUAGCACAGGAUGUUAUUCAGUCGGUAUUCAACGUGCGUACAAGGCCGUCGGCGGCGGCGGCUGCUGGAUCCUGCUGCCGGACUAGCAGCAGAUGAAUCGAUCGGUCAGGAGCCAGCACAGCACAAUAAGGAGCCGAGUGGUGCUGAGGCUGCUGGCAUCAACUGCUGGCCAGCCAGCAAAGAAAGAAGAAGGCCGCCGUCAGCGGAGAAUAACGAAAGCUUAUCAUUAGCCGGCCCUGCUGCUGCUGCUGUUGUAUUAGGACUACAACCUCAUUCUCCUAUUCCUAUUCCUCCUCCUUCUUCUUCUUCUUCUUCCAGCAGUGGCGGUUCGUCUUUCUUGUUCCGGUGGACGGGAUUUGCCCAACUGAUUCUGCCGCCACUGCUCAUCCUCCUCUCCAUCGGUUGUCCGGCUUCGGCCGAUCAGGACGCCAAGCGGCUUUACGAGGAUCUACUGACCGACUACAAUCGUCUCAUCCGGCCCGUCGGCAACAAUUCCGACCGGCUGACCGUCAAACUCGGACUCAAACUCUCUCAGCUCAUUGACGUCAAUUUAAAGAACCAGAUUAUGACCACCAACAUGUGGGUAGAACAGGAAUGGUUCGACUACAAGCUGAAAUGGGACCCGGAGGAUUACGGCGGUGUCAAGACACUUCACGUCCCGUCCGAGAACAUCUGGCUUCCGGACAUUGUCCUCUACAACAACGCCGACGGCAACUACGAGGUGACCAUCAUGACGAAGGCGAUCCUACGACACGACGGGACAGUCACGUGGAAGCCGCCGGCCAUCUACAAGUCCUUUUGCGAGAUCGACGUCGAGUAUUUCCCGUUCGACGAGCAGACCUGCUACAUGAAAUUCGGCUCCUGGACGUCCGACGGCAAUACGGUUGACUUGCAGCAUUUGCACCAGACGCCCGACUCGAAUUUGAUCCAGGUGGGCAUCGAUUUGCGCGAGUACUACUUGAGCGUCGAGUGGGACAUCAUGAAAGUGCCGGCCCAGCGCAACGAAAAGUACUACAGCUGCUGCGGCGACACGCCCUUCCCGGACAUCUUCUUCAACAUCACCCUGAGACGGAAAACGCUCUUCUACACCGUCAAUUUGAUCAUCCCCUGCGUCGGCAUUUCCUGCCUCUCCGUUCUCGUCUUCUACCUGCCGGCCGAUUCCGGCGAGAAGAUGUCGCUCUGCGUCUCCAUCCUCCUCUCGCUGACCGUCUUCUUCCUCCUGCUGGCCGAGAUUAUUCCGCCGACGUCGCUGACGGUGCCCCUCCUGGGCAAGUACCUCCUCUUCACCAUGAUCCUGGUGACGCUGUCCGUCCUGGUGACCAUCAUUGUGCUCAACGUCAACUUCCGAUCGCCGUCCACCCACCGGAUGGCCCCGUGGGUCAAGCGGGUCUUCAUCGGAUUCCUGCCCAAAUUGCUGUGCAUCACCCGGCCGCCCAGGAACCAGCAGCUCAGCGAGUGGGAGAUGAACGCCCUGCCCACUCGAGGCACGGAGAUCUCCAUCAUUCCCGUCGGCCAGCAGCAGCAUCACCUGCCGUCGGGCGGAUGCUCAGAGUCGUGGCCGCUCAAUUCUUCCUCUUCCGCCGGACCCAAUAACAGCACGGCCGCCAUCGACAUGGAGAUGCCAUACAGGCAGACGACGUCCGGUGGUGGUAGUGGCAAGGGGUCGCAGGCCGCUUGCGGAGGAGGCCCUUCCGCUUCACGAAACGGCCGGUCCAGUCAGUUGUCCGGGCCGCCACCGCCACUGGCGGCGGCCGUGGCGGCUGCCGAGAACAACGGCGGUGGCUGCCAGCAGCACGGCGGAUGCAGCCGCACCAACAGCGGAGUCAAGCAGCGGGCGGCCAUCCAUCAGCAGGCCCAGCUGCCCGUCGAGAUGGAACACUCGAUCGAAGACGUCCGUUUCAUCGCUCAACACAUGAGGAACAAGGACCGAUUCGACAGUGUGAUCGAAGACUGGAAGUUUGUGGCCAUGGUCUUGGAUCGCUUCUUCCUGUGGCUGUUCUUCGUGGCCUGCGUGGCCGGCAUGGCCAUCAUCAUCCUGCAAGCGCCAGCCCUCUACGACACCACCCAACCCAUCGACAUCAAAUACUCCAAAAUCGCCCAGAAGAAGCUCAAACUCAAGAACAUGGAUCACGAUUUUGCGUUCACCUAAUCGAUUUAACGACGACGACGACAGCGACACUUCAAAAAACAAAAACAUUUGAUAAGCUCAGUGGCUCCCUAAAGCUGGACAAAAUAAAAAGAAAAAAAAAAAAAGAAAUUAAAUUAAA
Messenger RNA from Daphnia pulicaria, 3245 nucleotides. Its product is annotated as acetylcholine receptor subunit alpha-like 1. Gene Ontology annotation, molecular function: acetylcholine-gated monoatomic cation-selective channel activity; transmembrane signaling receptor activity. The record is from RefSeq and is a predicted model, not a curated record. Gene Ontology annotation, biological process: regulation of membrane potential; nervous system process; signal transduction. Gene Ontology annotation, cellular component: synapse; postsynaptic membrane; neuron projection. The transcript is spliced from 8 exons. Lineage: Eukaryota; Metazoa; Arthropoda; Branchiopoda; Diplostraca; Daphniidae. The coding region runs from base 989 to 3127 and encodes 712 amino acids.